AUGUCCCUUACCGCCAUCUCUGCCAAGCGCGUUCGGCGGACAUGGGAGCCGGAGGACAAGGCGUGGAACGACGAUGUGCUGGAGCUACCGUGGGAGGAUGUUCAACCAGCGCUGCACCGGGCAUCCAUCUUCGCCUUGAAGAAUGUCUUCUUUUUUUCUCACGCAACCCCCGUGCAAGCCCUCGCGCUGCGCGUGCUCACGCAAUCAGGAACGAGCGCUGUCAUGGAGGCGGCAACGGGAAGCGGCAAAACACUCGCCUUUCUGCUCCCCAUCAUGGAGCGGUGUGUGCGAUCCUGCGAGGCGUAUGUGAGGUCACACCAGCGACCACCCUUGUCUCGUCACGUACUCGCUGUCAUCUUUUCACCGUCGCGCACGCUGGCUGAGCAGACCUUUGUGGUCGGUCGCAACCUGGCGGCUCGCUACCCCUUCAACAUCCAGUUCGUUCUGUGCGACGGCGUUGUUCAGAAGCCUGCGGCAGUGCUGCAGCACCUCCAGCGCGGAGCCCGUGGUGCGGGUACGAUUCUCGUCACAACGCCGAAGGACUUCGACAAGCUGCUCCCACUGCUGGAGGAGUCACAGAAGACGGCACAGAGCCUCUCCAGUGAUGAAGUAGCCGAUGUACUGGCUACACAAGACGAGCCAACGCGGCAGCGCUACCUCGCGCGUAGAAAGCAAGUCAGCACCAGCAUGGAGAACGAUGGGCUCUUCGGUGAUGGUGUACGCUUCUAUUCCACAAUGGAGGCACGCUUCUUCGUUGUCCUUGACGAGGCGGACUUGCUCUACAACUCCCCCGAUAUGCGACGCACCGUAGAGCAGUUCGUGGCUACGUAUCGACGUACCCGCAACCCGGUGAGCCCCCCACCGCAUCGUGGCAGGCCAGCUGCGAGGAAGCGGCCAGUGACAGAAAAGAAGAGCGAACAAGAGAGCGCACGGCUGUGGAUGGACUUUGCGUUUGUUGGCGCCACUGUUGCCACCUCACCUCUGCUCAACGUGUAUGCUGAGAAGAUCUGCGCGGAGUGUAGUAGCACUCUGCACAUGCUGGCGCUCCGGUCAAACAGUGACUUUGUGUCACAGCUGAGCAACCGCUUCGUAGUGUGCGAUGCCGCCAACUUCUUGCCGUAUUUUGUCCAGCUGAUGAACCUGCACGCGUCGAAGAAGCACUUUGUCUUCUUCAACAACUUCCGUGCUCUUCUGUUUGUGCAACGACUGCUCGCGCUUCUGUGCCAGGGGGCACGCCCACUGCUGUACAUCGCGAAGGUGUUUGUGAUGUAUGAGGGCAUGGCAGAAAGCGCCCGCAUCGAUCAGUACAACAAAUUCCUCACUCAUGCCAGUCGCAGCGACACGACUCGCAAGCCGAAGAAAGCCCUCUCGGACGCUGAGAAGAAAAAUCAGGUGUUCACAAGCGGGUGGAAGCGUGACGGCACGGUGAACAUGGGCACGGGCGCCAUUCUCCUCUGCACCGACAUCGCUGCCUUUGGGCUGGACGUGCGGGAUGUCGACUAUGUCUAUCACUUCGAGCCGCCGGCCACUGUGCAGUCCUACAUCCACCGCGUGGGGCGCGUGGGCCGCAUGGGCAUGAGGGGAAGCAGUAUUCUGCUCUUACCCUGCAACGCAGACUCGAACCAGAUGCAGUCUUCUCGCGAGCGCAAAACAGGAAGCACGCGCUUCCACACCGUAACCAACACGAAGAACCCCACUGCAGAGCUCCAUGCGCCCCGCAUUAACGCUGACUCGCUUCCAGAAGAGCGUCGUGCCUACGUGGCAGAGCUCGGUAAACACAGCGUGCUGGAAGAGUACAACAUCCCGCCCUUCGCUCCUAUUACGUCAACUCUGCGGAAUUACAUCACCCAGGACGACAAAACCCUGAAGCUCGCAAAGCGCGCCGCGAUAUCCAUGUGUGAGGAUCCAGAGGACAAGGAGGGGAAAGCGUGGUUUACCCCACGUCUUGCAGUGCGCGCACUUCUCCUGGAUUAG
Leishmania braziliensis MHOM/BR/75/M2904 is the source of this 1974-nucleotide messenger RNA. RefSeq lists its product as hypothetical. The coding region runs from base 1 to 1974 and encodes 657 amino acids. Gene Ontology annotation, molecular function: nucleic acid binding; ATP binding. The record is from RefSeq and is a predicted model, not a curated record. The transcript has a single exon. NCBI's taxonomy places the organism in Eukaryota, Euglenozoa, Kinetoplastea, Trypanosomatida, Trypanosomatidae. Gene Ontology annotation, cellular component: nucleolus.